Hibiscus syriacus is the source of this 957-nucleotide messenger RNA. RefSeq names its product classical arabinogalactan protein 9-like. The coding region runs from base 115 to 801 and encodes 228 amino acids. Lineage: Eukaryota; Viridiplantae; Streptophyta; Magnoliopsida; Malvales; Malvaceae. Gene Ontology annotation, cellular component: plasma membrane. The record is from RefSeq and is a predicted model, not a curated record. The transcript is spliced from 2 exons.
AUUCCUCAUACUUGCUCUUCCUUCUCCUCUUUCUCUCUAUCCCUCAGUUCUAAAGUGUUGGGCGUAGUUUAAGCAGGGAGGUUGCGCAGGACUAGAGAUCGCCAUUGUUCCAACAUGAUGCUUGAUCAUAAAUGUUUGUUUCUAUCAGCUUUGUUUUGCACUGCUGUAGCUGGCGUUUUAGGCCAAGCUCCUCCUACUCCCAGUAAUCCUCCUACAUCCACGCCGGCACCUCCCACCCCUCCAGCUUCCACGCCUCCGCCUACCACUCAGCCACCUCCGACGCCCACCGCUACCCCGCCUCCGGCAUCCACUCCUCCUCCAACUUUAUCACCUCCUCCAGUGACAGCUUCUCCACCCCCGGUUUCAACUCCUCCUCCUAGCUCUCCUCCUCCAGCAACUCCCCCACCAGUUAGCUCUCCUCCUCCUGCCACCCCACCUCCCGCCACUCCUCCACCGGCUUCUCCACCUCCCGCAACCCCACCACCCUCUUCUCCUCCUCCCGCUACCCCUCCACCUGCAACUCCUCCUCCCGCAACCCCACCACCUGCUCCUUUGGCUUCUCCACCAGCAGCGGUUCCAGCACCGGCACCUAGCAAACCGAAAGCCAAAUCUCCGGCGCUAUCACCGUUGGGGUCGAGCCCACCGUCUCCGUCUCCGUCAACCGAGGCCCCUGCUCCUAGCCUGGGCGCUUCUUCACCAGGCCCAUCAGGAAGUGAUGUGAGCCAGAGUGGCGUAGAGAAAAUGUGGAGGGUAGGAAGCUCGGCGGUGGUUGGAUGGGCUGUUCUGACUCUGAUGCUUUAAACGAAAGGGCUCUUCUACGUUCGCAUCUGUUUCGUUUUCAGUUUCGAUGGUUUAUUUACAUUAAUUUCCAGUGAUAUCAUUAAGUUGAAGUCUCUUUGAAGGGCCUUUUCACUAUGAGUAUUUGACGAUGGGAUUGUAUUCAUUGAGAGAUUUUUU